This is a messenger RNA of Cylicocyclus nassatus, 1258 nucleotides long. Lineage: Eukaryota; Metazoa; Nematoda; Chromadorea; Rhabditida; Strongylidae. The record is from the annotation of a GenBank genome assembly.
GCUUCAUGCUUAUCACCAAGAUCGUAUAGUGACCCGCCCAAGGGCGCUGCGAAGACCGGAUUCGUGGUUCCAUACAAGUAGAACAAUGGAAAAGUUAGUAUAUAAGCAAAGUGCGGAAGGCAGUACAAUCAUCACCUUCGAAAUGGGUAUCACUCUCCAAUACGCCGUUGGGGGUACCUUCGCCACCACUGCAGUGGUCAUUUGUAUCACCUACGUCGCCAUCUUCAAUGUCAUCAAUGACAUCAACGACUUCCAAGAUGAAAUCGAAAAAGAUCUGGAUCAGUUUAAGAACUUCGCCGACGAUGCUUGGAAGACAAUAAUGGCUGCACAACCACCAAGACAGAAGCGAGCCUCACAAGCCUCACAAUCAAAGAAAAGAGCUGCAUACUCAGAAGGUGCAGGUGCAGUUGGUGCUGGCGGAGGAAGCUGGGGAGGAAGCAGUGGUGGCAGUAGUGGAUGGAGCGGAGUAAGCGGUGGCGGCGGUGGCGGUGGUGGUGGUUGUCAGUGUGCUGCCCAGGCCAGCGGAUGUCCACGUGGACCCCCAGGACCACCUGGACUGCCUGGACACCCUGGAGAAGAUGGCAUGCCAGGAAUGCCCGGAGGAGCAGGACAAAGUGGACAUGCAGCGUCUAUGGGGCAUGCCAUGGGAUGCAUUAGCUGUCCAGCCGGCCCACCAGGUCUACCUGGCCCAGAUGGUGCUCCGGGACCAGCUGGACCAAGUGGUAAUCCGGGAAUGGCCGGAAAUGGAGGAGGAGGAGGUGCUCCUGGACCAGCUGGAGCUCCCGGCGCGCCCGGAGCAAAUGGAAAUCCUGGAGCCCCUGGAAUGGAUGGAGCGCCUGGAGCACCAGGAACUCGUUCAAUGAGCAUGCCCGGUCCUAUGGGUCCACCUGGACCACCAGGAGCACCCGGCAUGCCAGGUACGGAUGGCGGUCACACAGGAGGUGGAGCACCUGGACCUGCAGGAGCGCCGGGACCAGCAGGACAACCUGGAGCACCAGGAGCUCCUGGAGGUGUGGGACAAGCUGGAAUUAGUGGUGCACCAGGAGGUGAUGGAGCAUACUGUCCAUGCCCCGCAAGAACCGGUUCUGGCUUUGGCGGUGUUGGGGCAGGUGGAGGCAGCGGGUUUACCGGCAGUAGCGGUGGAGGCAGAGGCAACGGAUUUAGUGUAACCACUCAGUUCAGCGGACCUGUCGGUGGUGGUGGUGGCGGCAUGCACGGCAUGAACAGUGCUCCAUACAAAAAACGCGUUCGCGUGUAA